AUGAGUCAAGAACGCAGUGCCUCGGUUGUGAUCAAGAACGACAGCAUCAACACGUACUUUGCGUACCGGGCGCUGUUCAAGCUCGAAGGCGUCGUGAACGAGUCGACGGGAUGGCAGAUGGUGAAGCCGCAAGGCACGAGCACCGCCGCCAAAAUCGUCUUCUACACCGGACUGCAGGGCAUCAACUGCGAGUGGCGUCUGCAGGGAAUCAAGUACACCCUCGCCAAGGACCGUGAGUUCUCGAGCGCACCGUCGUCGUCGCCAACAUCUUGAGAGUGUUCGCAUUUCAGAGCAAGACCCACUGGCGAUCUCGUUCGACGGACAGAGGCUGACCGUCGAGGAAGUGUUCAUUCCGGACAAGAACCAGUGGCUGCAGCACAACCUCGCCGACGGCGACAACAACGGCACGAUCCAGGUGGUCGGCGCGUUCCCGCAGAUCAAGAUCAUCUCCAACGGAGCCACGACCACUCACCUCUUCAAGCGCGCCGAUUUGUAG
This is a messenger RNA of Caenorhabditis sp. 36 PRJEB53466, 496 nucleotides long. The record is from the annotation of a GenBank genome assembly. NCBI's taxonomy places the organism in Eukaryota, Metazoa, Nematoda, Chromadorea, Rhabditida, Rhabditidae.